AUGAUUGCUCAAACAGAGUACUCUAAAGAGAAAAAGGUCGGUGAAGGUACAUAUGCCGUGGUUUACGUGGGAACCAAGCUGUCAAAUGAACGUCGGAUCGCCAUCAAAGAGAUAAAAACGUCGGGAUUCAAGGAUGGCUUGGAUAUGUCUGCAAUAAGAGAAGUGAAAUACUUACAAGAAAUGCAGCAUGUAAACGUUAUUGAGCUAGUUGAUGUUUUCAUGGCCCAGAAGAAUUUGAAUCUGGUGUUAGAGUUUCUGCCGGCAGAUCUGGAGAUGAUUAUCAAAGAUACGUCCAUUCUAUUCACACAAGCAGAUAUUAAAUCUUGGCUAUUGAUGACACUGAGAGGAGUUCACCACUGCCACCGCAAUUUCAUUCUACAUCGAGAUCUAAAGCCAAAUAAUUUACUGCUUGCACCAGAUGGACAACUUAAAUUGGCAGAUUUCGGUUUGGCUCGAAACAUGGGGUCGCCUCAGGAUUUUCUAACCAGCAAUGUUGUUACCAGAUGGUAUCGGGCCCCGGAACUUCUAUUUGGCGCCCGACACUACACGGGCGCCGUGGACAUCUGGUCAGUAGGAAUUAUUUUCGCCGAGCUCAUGCUGAGAAUACCUUAUCUGCCCGGCAAAGAUGACAUUGAUCAGAUAGAUGUAACAUUCCGUGCUUUGGGUACACCAACUGAUAGGGACUGGCCCGAAAUAUCGACUUUUGGCACUUACAACAAAAUUCAGGUAUAUCCACCGCCCUCCAGAGAAGAGCUGAGGAGAAGAUUUAUCGCCGCUACGGAAAAUGCACUAAACCUCAUGUGUGGCAUGCUUACAAUGAACCCACAUAAGCGUUUUGAUCCCACACAGUGUCUCACCAGCGAAUAUUUCGUGGAGCUGCCGGAACCAACGACACCAUCAGAGCUUCCGAAGCUGACUCCGAAAUAA
Messenger RNA from Lachancea meyersii CBS 8951, 927 nucleotides. Lineage: Eukaryota; Fungi; Ascomycota; Saccharomycetes; Saccharomycetales; Saccharomycetaceae. The record is from the annotation of a GenBank genome assembly.